This is a messenger RNA of Carassius carassius (crucian carp), 4858 nucleotides long. RefSeq names its product polypyrimidine tract-binding protein 3-like. The record is from RefSeq and is a predicted model, not a curated record. NCBI's taxonomy places the organism in Eukaryota, Metazoa, Chordata, Actinopteri, Cypriniformes, Cyprinidae. Gene Ontology annotation, biological process: mRNA processing; regulation of RNA splicing. Gene Ontology annotation, molecular function: mRNA binding. Bases 217 to 1782 code for a protein of 521 amino acids. The transcript has 14 exons. Gene Ontology annotation, cellular component: nucleus.
GUGUGUGUGUUGGCGUCAGGAGCAGGAAGUGUAUGCGUGCCUUUGUGCCCGAGAGUGAAUUUGUGUUGGGGAGUCGAACUGUACCAACAGCAGCACUCUUUCUUCAUUCCCUGUGCUUGCAUUGUUAUUUCACUUCGCCUCUGUUCUGCUCUGUGCGAUGGAUGGUGGGCAUCUGGAGAGCCUCCUGUUUCCGCCUCCUCGUGUUGCUUUACUACCAUGAGCAGUUCCACUCCAUCCACAGCUAAUGGCACUGACAGUAAAACAUUUAAAGGAGAACGAUCUCCUUGUGACCCCUCCCGUGUCCUCCAUAUCCGCAGAGUUCCCAUCGAAGUGUCCGAGGCAGAGGUCGUCUCACUAGGAAUUCCUUUCGGCAAAGUCACCAACCUGUUGUUGCUUAAAGGGAAAAACCAAGCUUUUAUAGAAAUGGCUUCUGAAGAAGCAGCAAUCACCAUGGUUAACUACUACACCACAGCCACACCCCAUGUCCGCAACCAGCCCGUCUACAUCCAGUAUUCCAACCACCGUGAGCUCAAGACUGAUAAUCUGCCCAAUCAGGGGAGGGCUCAGGCUGCUCUGCAAGCUGUCAAUGCAGUGCAUUCUGGGAAUAUGACUCUCUCUGGGACUGCGACAGGCAGUGAUGGUGGAUUGAUGCCGGGACAGAGUCCUGUGCUUCGUUUAAUAGUAGAGAAUCUCUACUACCCAGUGUCUUUAGAAGUGCUACACCAGAUCUUCUCAAAAUUCGGAACGGUCCUGAAGAUCAUUACCUUCACCAAGAACAACCAGUUCCAGGCCUUGCUUCAAUAUGCAGAUCCAAUGAACGCACAUCACGCCAAAGUGACUUUGGAUGGGCAGAACAUCUACAACGGCUGCUGCACUCUGCGUGUUGAAUUCUCCAAGCUGACCAGUCUGAAUGUGAAAUACAACAACGACAAGAGCAGGGACUUCACACGUCUAGACCUACCCUCAGGGGACGGACAGCCCACGCUGGACCACUCCAUGCAGACCGCUUUUGGGGCUCCUGGGAUAAUUUCCUCUCCAUACCCCGGGGCGGCUGGUUUUGCCCCUGCUAUCGGUUUCCAUCAGGCAGGCCUGUCUAUGCAGACGAUGCCUGGUGCUCUGGGACCUCUCACCAUCCCUUCAUCAGCAAUGACAGGACGGAUGACCAUCCACGGCAUGGCCCCCACCGCCAUCCACUCUGUGCUCCUCGUCUCCAACCUCAACCCCGAAAGCAUAUCUCCACACGGGCUCUUCAUUUUAUUCGGAGUGUAUGGAGAUGUUCACAGAGUCAAGAUUCUGUUCAACAAGAAAGAGAAUGCCUUAAUACAGAUGGCAGACGCCACGCAAGCCCAGCUCGCCAUGAGCCAUUUGAACGGUCAGCGUCUUCAUGGUAAGGUGAUCCGUGUGACCAUCUCGAAGCACCAGACGGUGCAGCUCCCCAGGGAGGGUCAGGAGGAUCAGGGCCUGACCAAAGACUUCAGUGGGAGCCCGCUGCACCGCUUCAAAAAGCCCGGCUCCAAGAACUUCCAGAACAUCUUCCCUCCCUCCGCCACCCUGCACCUCUCAAACAUCCCUCCCUCCACUACGGAUGAUUUUCUGAAAGACCUGUUUGCCAGUUCUGGAUACACAGUCAAGGCCUUCAAGUUUUUCCAGAAGGACCGCAAGAUGGCGCUGAUCCAGCUGGGUUCGGUGGAAGAAGCCAUCCAGGCUCUUAUCGACCUCCACAACCAUGACCUGGGAGAAAACCACCAUCUGCGAGUGUCCUUCUCCAAAUCCACCAUCUAGCACCGCCUUCACUAUAAACAUACCCUUUCCCCAUCCUCCCCGUUCCAGCCCUUAAACCUUCAGCAGUCUGACUGUUUCGUUCAGAGAAUAAGAGUGACUGCGAAACUCAAAAAAAAAACAUUACAGAUAUUCCUGGGGUAGUUUUAGAGAUUUCCAAAAAGAAAAAAAGAAAGAAAAAAAGCAAAUAAGAGACUACUGCAGGACCUUUAGACAGUCUUGAGAGUGAGUUUGUUUUACUCGCACAAAACCAGGGCUGGAGACACAUGGGAUAUCCAUGACAAAUGUGACGUUUCUGGGAACCUCCGUGUGGAGGAAGAAGGACUCCCUCUUUAGUCGACUGGCGAGGACUUUCUUGAUGUGAAACGCAAACUAACACGAUGUGAACAUUCUCAAAAAAGUCAAUACUGAGGAAGUUUCUUCACCGCACACUUGCCGAUUACAUUGGAGACUGACGCUCCUGUAGCCCAAUGGCCUUGAUACCCCAGACCUAAGUGAGGGCAGAGUCUCCUCUGUGCCUCCCCCAAAAAACAACACCUUCAUUCUCAUUGGCUGUUUCAACGGAGCGCCCCAUUUCCCAUGGGAUGUGUUGAACGCACAGUCACUGUUUGAAAGUCACUGACGUCAUCAUCAAGGUGCUGCUGGAAAAAAUAAAAUCUGUAGCGAUGGCCUUGACCAAUGGGCUUGUCCUUUUUCUUCAGAGUAGCAUUAAAACAAGAGUGCUAUGGAUUCAAGAAUGAGUGCAUUUAAAAUUUGCAACUGUUUCGGCUUACAAACCUUUUGUUUCUCGGCACUUUGAUUGCUUUGGGUUGAAGACAGGCACCGUGGGGAAUGUUUGGCAUCCUCACAUCUGUUUACUGUGCAAAGAUGUAUAGCCAGAUGGUAGGCAUCUGUGAAUAGAUAAUGAAUGGCGUGAUUUGUUUUUUUCUUGUUUAAUGAAAAUUUUAUAUUGGACAGACCGGCCUUUCGUGGGCUCUCUGCACCUGCAAUGCUGUCAAGAGAACAUGUUUGUGCAAUGGCGCAAUGUCAUUGUCCAGUCGAUCGGGUUCCUCUGAACCGGGGUGAACAUUUUCAAACAUGCUCGAUCAUUCCGGAAAACUUACGGCCAGCUGUCAACUUUACUGGAACGCUCCAAUCAGCAACGCCCAGCCAGAUAAUAGGCUCCGCCUCCUAAGUGAAAUUCCCAAUGUGAAUGGUAUAGCCCGUGAUCUUGAUGGGAAAUUGAUGAUUUCCUCCAUUCUGUUCCCCUUUGCUCUCAGUUGAGUCUUUUCCUUUCGUUCUUCUUGUUUUCCAUCUUUCCACACAGGGGCAGAAGGUUCUGUGCUCGUUACUCUGUUUUUUCACUCCUCGGCUCUGGUCACAGGUGUGAGAGUUUGCAGCCAUGGGCUCUGUAGAAACUGUAGUGAAGCCCAUUGAGCCACAGCAAAAAAAGAGGGCGGCACUCUCUUUUGCCUUGCAGUCCCACACUAAAUGCCUCUGCAUCUGACCAAACCAAAUAUUUAAGCAAAGAGCGAAUCUGAAUGAUAUGGAGAUGCCAACUAGUUUCCAAAACCUAACGAGCUCCUGCAUAGGCAGCUGCCUUCUAAUGCAGCAUAUUAAUUGCCAUGAAAGGCCAUAAGGGACUAAUCUGAACUGACUGAUCUGCACAGGAAACCCGCCUCCAAUAGAGUCCAGGCAAGUUUUCUUCAAGAGGUGAUGGUAAACUGAGUCUGGAUCAUUGGGAAGCUGAUAAUGCAGUAGAAAAUAAAAAGAACCCAUUGCUAUCUACGUUAGAUGUGGCACUAUUUCUGAUGUAAUCUGUGCUUUUGCACUACUUCCGACAAAAAAAGACUAAUGGACAAAUUUGGAACUUUGGCUUUAUUUACUAUAGACAGUCUAGAAAUGUUGCAAUGCACUGCGACAAAUAUCACACACUAUGUAAAUGUAAAAAUACAUAGAAAGUGCUCAAUAUUUACUUGUGCUUUAUGUUUAUACACAGGUAUUGCAACAUUAGCUUAGCUACAUGCUAAUGUCAAACUCCUGAAUCGGUUGAUUUGGUUAAUUUUAGGGUAUUCGGCCUCAUACGAAACAUCAACACUGCAGUCAAAAUAAUACAUACAAUUUUUCUUUAUUCAGGAAGUUUAUUCAUAAUCGACAUUUGCCUUGAUUCGCCCACCAUAUUGAAUGAGCUUCCCAGUGCAUUCUGGUAAUGCUUUAUCCACAAAGGAUACAUGCAAUGCUGCCUUAGAUUUUGGCCAAAAUUAGAUAUCUUAGAAGGCUGGAACAGCUUUUGUGCUGGGAGCAUGAUUGUGAUGCCUUAAAAUGCUGUCUAAGUAGAUAGCUCACUGGGUUUUGGAACAUGGCAAUGGUGUGCACAUACAGAAGCUGAUUCUAUAUGUAAGCGUUUAGUUAGUACUAGUGUAUUAUUACCGGUUUUAUCAGGAUUCUUUCGUAUGUGAUGAUAUAUGAUGACUCCCUUGUGCGUACAAGCAAGGCACUGUCUCAUUUAGUGGAAAUCUGGCCUUAACAUUCCAAGGAAGGUCACCGAAGACCUGUUGAGUAGCAUCUAAAGGGAGCAGCUUCUGUGCAUGUGCACUAGAUCCUCUUUUAAUGUCCGUUUGAGUCACAGUUAUGAAAUAAAUCAAGAAUGUUCAUGCAAGGCAAGGGACAGUGACUUUUUUUGUCUUUGACUGAUGUCACCUGAAGCGAUUCGAAACUUCGCUUUCACUUCUCAAAAGAAAUUGAAUUUUGUUGAAGUUUACAAUCUCAAAGCAAACUAUUCAGGUCUAUAUAUCUUAAGGAUUGUCAAGAUUUUUUGAGAAAAAAAAGUUACUUAUUUUUGGUAAUUUGUUCUUUUUUAUUGAAGAGUAAAAAAAAAUCAAAUUUGAAACCUCAUCGGGUUUUUGUACCACUAUAAUCAUUCAAGAAAUCAUGGUGAAAAGUGAAAAAAAAAAAAACAUUUACUGUGUAUUUACCUAAUUUCUUAUUACGUGCCUUAUUAUGUGUUCAUAAUCAAAUAGGUUUUAGAAAUUUUACCUAAAAUAUCUUAUGUUCUAUUUUGUGGGAUUGGUGAGAGGGUUGAUUUAUUUUGAUCUUGAUU